CGUCACCGUUUAAACUUAGGGCUAGGACAGCAUCUUUGUGUCUACGCUCCACGUGGACAUUAAUCAUUUGUUCAUUUUGUUGUUUAACUAAAAUCGUCGAAGAAGAUCUGAGAGACCAUCUCGCUUCAGCUAAUUCGCCGCCGCUUCCUCCUUCUCCGGUAAGGUUCAGGAAUGGCCACCGUCACAUCCAAUGCUUCACCUAAAUCCUUCUCCUUCACUGUUUCCAAUCCUUUCAAAACCCUAAUCCCCAACAAAUCACCAUCUCUCUGUUAUCCAACUCGCAACAAGAACCAUCACCGUCUAGGUUUCUCGAUAAAAGCCACCGUAUCAACACCACCUUCAAUCGCAACCGGAAAUGCACCUUCACCGGAUUACAGAGUCGAGAUUCUCUCCGAAUCUCUACCAUUUAUCCAAAAAUUCCGAGGUAAAACCAUAGUUGUCAAAUACGGCGGCGCAGCAAUGACUUCGCCGGAACUUAAAUCCUCCGUCGUAAGCGAUCUCGUGCUCCUCGCGUGUGUCGGUCUUCGUCCGAUCCUCGUUCACGGUGGUGGUCCUGACAUCAACCGUUACCUGAAACAACUCAACAUCCCAGCUGAGUUUCGUGACGGACUACGUGUCACCGACGCAACGACGAUGGAGAUCGUCUCUAUGGUUUUAGUCGGAAAGGUCAAUAAGAAUCUGGUUUCUCUUAUUAACGCCGCCGGAGCCACCGCUGUGGGGUUAUCAGGACACGACGGUCGUCUUCUCACAGCACGACCUGUUCCCAAUUCAGCUCAGUUAGGUUUCGUUGGUGAAGUUGCAAGAGUUGAUCCAUCUGUGUUACGUCCGCUCGUUGAUUAUGGUUACAUUCCAGUGAUUGCCUCUGUUGCUGCUGAUGAUUCUGGUCAAGCUUACAAUAUCAAUGCAGAUACAGUUGCUGGAGAGCUUGCGGCCGCGCUUGGAGCUGAGAAACUGAUUCUGCUGACUGAUGUGGCUGGAAUCUUGGAGAAUAAAGAGGAUCCAAGUAGUUUGAUAAAGGAGAUUGAUAUAAAAGGAGUGAAGAAGAUGAUUGAAGAUGGGAAAGUUGCUGGUGGGAUGAUUCCUAAAGUGAAGUGUUGUAUAAGGUCUCUAGCUCAAGGAGUUAAGACUGCUAGUAUUAUUGAUGGAAGGAGACAACAUUCUUUGCUUCAUGAGAUUAUGUCUGAUGAAGGAGCUGGAACUAUGAUUACUGGAUAAGUUUGCUGUAAUGGGUGAUCAUCAAAGUUGAGUUUUUUGUAUUUGAGAAUGCCAAUGUUUCUUCAUUAGGAUGUCAAAUAUGUGCUUUAAACUUAUGAUCAUUUCUUAUAUUAGUCUUUAAAAGACAGUUUUUUUCGGUUUACAUAUGCAACUUUGAUGAUUAUCCUUCGUCUUAAAAAAGUUAGGAUUAUCUGUUUUAGUAAAUCUUCUUCUUUCUCAUUUGUUUAGCUCUGUUCUUCUUACAUUGUUUAUCCAAUGUUUGUUCAUUAGGAUGUCAAAUCUGUGCUAUGAACUUAUGAUCAUUUCUUAUGUUAGUCUUUGAAAAGAUUUUUGGCAGUU
This is a messenger RNA of Arabidopsis thaliana (thale cress), 1554 nucleotides long. RefSeq names its product N-acetyl-l-glutamate kinase (gene NAGK). Gene Ontology annotation, molecular function: kinase activity; ATP binding; acetylglutamate kinase activity. The record is from RefSeq and is marked reviewed. NCBI's taxonomy places the organism in Eukaryota, Viridiplantae, Streptophyta, Magnoliopsida, Brassicales, Brassicaceae. Gene Ontology annotation, biological process: L-arginine biosynthetic process. Gene Ontology annotation, cellular component: chloroplast stroma; cytoplasm. Bases 172 to 1215 code for a protein of 347 amino acids. The transcript has a single exon.